Suillus paluster is the source of this 231-nucleotide messenger RNA. RefSeq lists its product as uncharacterized. Gene Ontology annotation, molecular function: racemase and epimerase activity, acting on carbohydrates and derivatives. NCBI's taxonomy places the organism in Eukaryota, Fungi, Basidiomycota, Agaricomycetes, Boletales, Suillaceae. The record is from RefSeq and is a predicted model, not a curated record. The transcript is spliced from 2 exons. The annotation marks the transcript as partial.
CUGAAACACGGACACCGUUCGGACUACUUGGACAACCAUUACCCGCCGCUAAAUUUGCUCAUCGCUCACUUCAAGUACACGGAGUUAUCGAAGAUCAUCGAAGAUGAUGAGGAGACACGGAGGUGGUGGAGGCUCGCAGAUAGAACGCAUAAGAGCUGCGAUAUGAGCCGGAAGGAGAUCCCUUGGUGGACGGACGUCGAAGAAGUCUUCCGCUUCGAAGGAGGCUCUUAA